Messenger RNA from Euleptes europaea (tarantolino), 1781 nucleotides. Its product is annotated as zinc finger protein 500-like. NCBI's taxonomy places the organism in Eukaryota, Metazoa, Chordata, Lepidosauria, Squamata, Sphaerodactylidae. Gene Ontology annotation, molecular function: DNA-binding transcription factor activity, RNA polymerase II-specific; RNA polymerase II cis-regulatory region sequence-specific DNA binding. The record is from RefSeq and is a predicted model, not a curated record. Gene Ontology annotation, biological process: regulation of transcription by RNA polymerase II. Bases 34 to 1734 code for a protein of 566 amino acids. The transcript is spliced from 3 exons.
GCCACAGACUCACUCCCCUGAGAGAAGAAGAAAAUGGCCGCCACUCAGGAGGUGCCUCCGCCGGCGCUGGGCCUCCAUUUUUUGUACCCUUUAGAAGAAACGAUGGCCCCGAGGGUGAAAAUGGAGGAGCCGGGGCCGCCGUGUCCGGAGGCAGGGUGGGAGUGGGACGCGGCGGCCAAAGCCCCCCUCGUCGUCCAGGCAGGCACCAUCAGUGACCUCCUGAGGUGGGCCACUCCUCCUCAGGUGAGGAGUGACCCGAUGCCACAGCUGUGGGAAGUCCAGUGCCAGGAGAUGGUGCAAAGCCUGCGGACGCCCGCUGACGUCGUACCCGGACCGGUUCCUGUCCCACCCCCGGCCCCCGGCUGGGGGAACCUUCAGUUGCCUGAGCUGGCGCCCAUGGAUGACAUUGAGGCCUACUUGUCCUCCUUCGAACGAGCGGCGGAAACCUGCCAGUGGCCGAGAGGGGAGUGGGUGACCCGACUCAUGCCGGCCCUCAGCGGAAAGGCCCAGCAGCCCCACAACAGCCUGGAGGCCAGGAGCAGCCGGAGUGAGCACCGAAAGGCCAAGUCUUCCAGCCUGCGAGGAGAAGGGGGCGCCGGCGCAGAGAUGCAGCGCCAGCGUUUCCGACAGUUCCGCUACCAGGACGUCGAAGGCCCGCGGGAGGCUUGCCGGCGGCUCCGGGAGCUUUGCCGCCGCUGGCUGAAGCCGGAGAGCCGCACCAAGGAGCAGAUCCUGGAGCUGCUGAUCCUGGAGCAGUUCCUGACCAUCUUGCCCCAGGAGAUCCAGAGCUGGGUGUGGGAGCGAGGCCCCGAGACCUGCGCCCAAGCCGUGGCCCUGGUGGAGGGGUACCAGAUGGGACGGCGAGAGGCCGGGAUGUGGGAACAACAGGUUACCGUGCGGGUGAAAGUUGAACAGGUGAGCCCUCAAGAGAUGAUGCUGCCUGGAGCCCCCUGGGAGCAGUCUGCCCCGCUGCUGCCCCAUCCCGAGUGCAUCCCCUCGGCAGAUGUCGCACUAAACCAGCCCCCUCCAGUUCCUGUUCUAAAGAUGCCCUGUGUCCCCAAACAGGAGCCCCGAGGCCUUCAGGAAACAGGCAGCUUGGCAGCUGGCAUAGGCCGAGAAGCCAACCCUCUGCAUGGCGGUCCUCUGGCAAUGGAGCCUAAUGGGACUUUCUCCGCUGGGAACCCCCAGGAGAACGUGCCCUCUGAGAAUCACAGCGAGCGAGCAAGUCAGCAACGCGAGGAGAGACGCAGUGAGACAGGAGAGAAUCUGGCCCCACACCCCAACCCAAUGGGAGUCCCCCAGGGAACGGGAAAACCCCUCCACCGUUGUUCAGAGUGCGGGAAAACGUUUAGCCGCAACUCCCACCUGCUCACCCACCAGAGAAUCCACACGGGGGAGAAACCCCAUCAGUGCCCCCAGUGCGGCAAGCGUUUCGGUCAUACCUCCCAGCUGACUCGGCACCAGAGGACCCACGCCUCCGAGAGACCCUUCCGGUGCGCCCAGUGCAGCCGGAGUUUUUACCAGAGCUCCGAGCUGACCAGGCACCGGGCCUCCCACGCCAGAGACCGCCCAUACGGCUGCAGCCAGUGCGGCAAGAAAUUCCGGUGGAGUUCUGACCUCAUCCGGCACCAGAUCACCCACACGGGAGAGAGACCGUACAAAUGCCCCGAGUGUGGGAAGAAGUUUGGGCAGAACUCACACCUCGUCCGGCACCGGAGGACCCACACGACUUAACCGAGCUCUUCCCUGACAGAGAGGAAUCUGCAUUUUCCACCGCCGAG